Anopheles cruzii is the source of this 5419-nucleotide messenger RNA. RefSeq names its product mitogen-activated protein kinase kinase kinase 15-like. The transcript is spliced from 8 exons. Gene Ontology annotation, biological process: MAPK cascade; protein phosphorylation. Gene Ontology annotation, molecular function: ATP binding; protein kinase activity. NCBI's taxonomy places the organism in Eukaryota, Metazoa, Arthropoda, Insecta, Diptera, Culicidae. The record is from RefSeq and is a predicted model, not a curated record. Bases 39 to 4706 code for a protein of 1555 amino acids.
AAAACACGGACAUCAGCCAAAUAGACGACAGCAGUAGUAUGGACGAAAUGGACGCCCAUGCAGGCACCAAAAACGGCGGCAGCAUGUCAAAUUUGAGUGAAAUCUCGGGCGGCACGGCAGUGGCUGCGGCCGCGGGAACAGGCUCUGGAUCGGGUCCAGCAUCUGGGACGGGAGGAGGCCACCAGCGUCCCCGCAUGGACAUUGCGGUAGUAAUCGAUUGUGAGCAGAGCGCUUUUCUCAACCAACGAAAGGCAGCCCUCGAGGAAGUGCGGCAGGCGUGCGCUCAGGUUGGCGGAAAUCUUCAGCUGCUCCUGUUCGAAGUACUCGACUACGGUGACCUUAACACGCUCGAGUCGUUCUACAGUGCCGACAUCGUGGUGGUUGACCUAAGCGUACAGACGCAGCAAAGCACGCUCUGCUAUCAGUUGGGCGUGCGCGAAAGCUUCGAAAUGAAAGGCAAUAUUGUCAUCUAUAACGACAUGCAGAACGAGGCGACACUGCGUAUGAAGCUUUCGUGUGGCAACUAUCAGUUUGUUUCAUACCGGCUGCACGAGAGUGGCAACUGCGUGUUGAUUACGAGCCCGCUCAAGAGCGGUCAGACCCAGCAGCAGCAACAGCCGACAUCACUGUUCGCUGCGCUUCGGAAAUUGUUCCAAGAAGUGGAGAUCCAGUCGAAGGCACAUUUGCGCGAAAAGUUUCUGUCGGAUCUGCGAAGCUUGCGCGAUCAGCAUGCAGGCAAUGUAGAGGAGCUGCAGCGCAUGUUGCGCAAUAUGCGGAAGCGCCUCGACGACCCUCAUGUUCUCUCGAAGGAGAUCGUUCAGACGUACAUGCUGUCGUUGCGCGACGUUCAGGAUUACGACGCAAUGGUGCAGCUGGUCGAUGAUUUGCAGACGAUACCAAACAAGCAGAACUACAUCAAUACCGGCCAUAUGCACUACCUGUACGCGUUCGCGCUGAACCGCCGCAAUCAGGAGGGAGACCGGGAGCGUGCGCUCCGUACCUGUACGAAAGCGCUCGAGAAGAAGGAGAACCAUUUCCCAGACAUGCUGUGCCUGUACGGACGAAUCUACAAGGACAUGUUUGUGGAAUCGAACCACACUGAUCAGGAAAGUCUCCGAAACGCGAUUAUCUGGUACCGGAAGUCGUUCGAGGUACAGCCGAACGAGUUUGCCGGCAUUAACUUGGCCACACUGUUGGUGAUUGACGGCAAGGACUUCAGCGACAGUGAGCUACAGUACAUCGGUAUGAAGUUGAACAAUCUCAUUGGCAAAAAGGGCUCGCUGGCACAGAUCCGCGACUACUGGAACGUGGCCACGUUCUUCGAAAUUUCAGUGCUGGCGGAGAACUACGCUAAAGCGAUUCAAGCCGCCGAAUACAUGUUUAAAUUACGACCGCCGAAAUGGUACUUGAAAUCAACCAUCGGUAACAUCAUGCUGAUUGAUCGGGCGCGCAAGCGAACCGAAGAACAAGGUGCACUCCCAAUCGAGCAGCAAAUCUUCCAGUUUUGGAUGGAAUUUUUUCUUGAAGCGACCGCCCUUGAACCCACCAGUGCGGUGCGAUUUCCGAUACUGAUCCUCGAACCACAGAAAAUCUACAUGCCGAGCUACGUGUCGAUCCACAUGGACGCGGAGCAGAAGUCGAUCGACAUUUCGAACAUUUGCCAGCAACACGCGAAGGGCAGCUGCCUAAAGUUGCACGACUUCAACUUUCUUGCCAGCCAGAUCAAGUCGGUCAGCCUGUACAAGCGGGAUGAACGCUGCGCCUACUUGUACGUCCAUCAGAACUCGGACGAUUUCCAGAUCUACUUCCCGUCCGCCCAGUGCCGCCAAACGUUUUACGACCUGAUCCUGGAGAUGACAGCCGACCAGGGGUCGGGGUUCAUUGAUUUGUCCUCCGCUGACACGACGGCUGACGAGCUGAAGUAUGAGUACGAGACAGAUGAUCAAGGUCGGCGCAUCAUCCUCGGCAAGGGCACGUACGGCAUUGUGUAUGCUGCCCGCGACCUCACCACGCAGGUGAAAAUUGCGGUGAAGGAGGUCCCCGAACGUAACACGCACGACGUACAGCCGUUGCACGAGGAAAUCAAGUUACAUUCGCAGCUGCGUCAUCGCAACAUCGUCCAGUACUGGGGUUCCAAGUCGGAGCACAAGUUUUUCAAAAUCUUCAUGGAGCAGGUGCCGGGUGGAUCGCUGUCGGCGUUGCUGCGAUCCAAGUGGGGUCCGCUCAAGGACAACGAAACAACGAUCGCGUUCUACUCGCGUCAAAUACUCGCGGGGUUGAAGUACCUGCAUGAUCAGAAGAUUGUACACCGCGACAUCAAGGGGGACAACGUGCUUGUUAACACGUACAGCGGCGUGGUGAAGAUAUCUGACUUUGGCACCUCUAAGCGGCUGGCUGGCAUCAAUCCAGCAACAGAGACGUUCACCGGUACAUUGCAGUACAUGGCGCCCGAGGUGAUCGAUCAGGGUGUUCGGGGCUAUGGGCCGGCAGCUGACAUCUGGUCCUUUGGGUGUACAGUGGUCGAGAUGGCAACCGGCAAGCCACCGUUCAUCGAGCUCGGCUGCCCGCAAGCGGCUAUGUUCAAAGUUGGCUUCUACAAGACCCAUCCAACCAUCCCCGAGGAACUGUCCGAACGGGCCAAAACCUUCAUCCUACGUUGCUUCGAGGUAAACGUAGACAAACGUGCCACGGCCGCCGGUCUGCUUGAUGAUCCAUUCCUUUGCGACAUGACCAAAAAGAUGCGUCCGUCGAUCAGCAGCGGUAGCCCGAGCGGACCCAUUGGUGGCGGUGGCGGUAGUGGUGGCGGAAUGUUGCCACCCGCUUUUUCCGGUUACGAAUUUGGUCGCAGCGUUAGCAUGCCCGCGGAUCGUCACGUCACGAAAACGCUCACCUCACAGCAAAGCACAGUCAGCUGCAACACACCCACGAUCGGCACCGAGACGAACUCAAGCUCACCGGCUUUCUAUGCCAGCAACCCUACAACACAAUCGGUCUCGCUCCGGAAGAACAAGCAUCUCUCCCAUCUGACUCCAAUCAAGAUGCCUAAACAAGGGGGGGCCAACAGUAUCGGGUAUUUUCGGUAUCUUCUAGUGCAUGUUGAGCUGACGACGUCGACGACGAGCAAGUCGCGCCUGGGUGGCGAAGCAAACGAAAGCGAUGGAUUUUACCUGUUGAAGAAAGAUUCUCAGCGACGCACCACACUGGACAAGGUGCUGUACCACGAUGUAACGAAGAUCUGCGGAGUAUGGUUGGAGAAGAUAGAAUCGGACCGGAAGGAAAAGGUGGUCAUUACGCGGGCGCACCUCGAAACCCUGCUCAACGCACUGCGCCGCUACAUCGCGGAGCAACGCAAAGAAACGCUCGAGCAAGCGAUCGGUCAACUUAAGGAGCAGCUCGAUUUUGAUUCGACCGCCAUCGACCACCUGCACCUUGCGCUGUACUCAUUUCAGGACGCCGUCAUCACUGUGCUCCGGUCUCACAACAUCAAACCGCACUGGAUGUUUGCGUUGGACAAUCUGGUGAAGAGUGCUGUCCAGGCGGGUAUAAUGAUACUGUCACCUGAACUUGGCCGUAACCUCGCCGGUGACCCACCGAACGACGAUGAAGAGGACGAAAACGAUGAGAUGGGUGCUGGUGGUGGUGUUGGCGACGCCGUCGAUGGCGGUACAGCGACCGGGUGGCUUGGCGCGACGAAGGGAGGAGCUCACGACGGUCCGCAUACCCAGUCAAUGAUGCGGGAUGAUCGCGAUAGUGCUCGCGGCAUUUUGGGCACCACCAAGUACGUCUUCAGUGAUGACGAGGAGGAUGAUGAGGCUGACGGCGAGGAAGGUGCGGACCGAAACCAGCUUAUCGAUUCGUCCAGCAUCGCGGCCAUCGCCACCGACACGGCCGCCCGGACCACAAAGCGAAACAUAGCACUAAAGGUGGAAAACAUGAGACUGAAGGAGUGCGUCGUGGAAUCUCAGCGAGCGUACCAAGCCACCUUCCAGGCACUACUCAACAGUGGUACUUUAACGCAAUGCCUCAGCAACCAAUUGGCCGCACUAUUGGAGGGCGGCAGUCGUGCCGAACGCUCUGGUACCAAGCGCCGAUCGCCGGACAGUGCCCAGCGCACAGCGAACUUGAACCACUACCGCCGUACGCAGGAAGCGAAAGAGGACGGCACGGUGGAGGGGAUGGUGCAGCAGGACGAGGAGGAGCGCGGAUUGCAGCGUUCGAGUGACGGUGGCGAAAGCGAGACUCCGACCACCACCAUCGUUGAUCGGGACAGGAAGGCGUUGAACGGUUGGCUUGAACACCACGGUAUCGACCGGUACGCCUCCCGCCAACGAAUACUGCGCGAAGGUUUUCGAUUUGACGAUUUUCUCUACGACCUCGAGCGCGAAGAUCUGCGACGAUUGAAGUUGAGAAUGGGAGAAGAGCUACGCAUCUGGAGUGCGCUAAAAGUGCACCGAAAGUUGCAUCCCGCUCGUUACGCAAUCAACAACGAUGACGAUGCGGACGACAACGACGGUAAUGAUAGACGGGACUCACCAGGAGCCGUACCAAGCAACUGGCAGCUAAACGUGACUCGCCCUUACCGCCAUCAACAUCGUCGCCGUGUCCACCGACCUCAUCAACACCAGCAGUAUCAUGAGGAUGAUAUAGAAGAGACUAUGCCCAGCGACCUGGAGGCGACAAUCAGUGACGACGCCCCGUGUCUCUGAUUUGUGCCAUAAUUUACACAAAACAUUAAAGAUCAAACGAAAGAGGACUUUAUUGCCGCAGCGCGUACUUCAGUUGAUGAUGAUGCCGGAAUGAAACCGGAAACACGCAAAGUGCCUUGGCCUUCGGGCAAACACAUAAUAUAAUUUUCAGAGUUUUUUCUUCCACCCAUUUGCCGAUGGUACAGGGUGUACUCUAGCCAUAGCGUUAUCAGAUCGGAUCGACACUAGAAACGCCGCGUUCAAUAAGCAUACCUCUUCAAUCUUUCCAUCCAGCCCUCAAUGCUAAUCAUAACCUAAUAAUCCUCUUGCCAACGAGGUGCAUAACGCGUGUGCAUGUAACUCUUAACGCCAUUUACGGGUUUUCACCCAUCGUCCAGCGUGUCAUUCCUUUCACAAAAGCAAACUUGUACUUUAUUUUCCGCAAUAUUCAAAACACAGAAAGAUUUUUUGUAGAGAGCUAAGAAAAACAGGCGAAAUAGGUGCAGAAAAGUUGUGAACUCCUCUCUCCGUUAGUAGAACAGUUAAACUUUCAUAUUGCCACGCCACAGACUAUCAGCUGAAACAGGUGGAAAGGGCAGAAGGAGUCUGUGGACACAUACAUAAUUAAUUUGGUUUCAAUAAGUUAUCGCCCGUCAAUCCUUCAACGCUUCCGAGCGCAUUUGUUUACAUCCAUUUUCGAUUAAAUAAUAAAACACGCUGUUAAUGACAGCAAA